CGAGAAUCAACAGCGAACUCCGUCGGCUUGGUGGAAACCAGACGAGCGUCGACUUGUGCUGCGGGUAAGCACAAAUACCAGCAAUGACGUUGGAAUGGACAGUCACGCCGAGCUUCCAUUGCAUGAAUGGGUUCACCUGGGGUUUACAUUUGUGAACUGCUCUCAAGGGGACGCAUACGAUGCGUGUGCACAUAACGAACCAACUAAAAGGUGGGAUUAUUCGUAUUCUUUUUACGUCAACGGGUUACUCGACGCAGAGGUGCGUGUCCAUGAACCGGUAGCUGCGAACUCGGGUCCUUUGCAUAUUGGCAAGGGGCCGUGGACAGACGGAAUGAAAGGGUUUACCAGCAAUGUGAGAGUCUUUUCCGCUCCUAUUUCUUCAGAAGAACAUCGCAAGCUCUACUUCUCGGAGAAACAUCAGCACAAAACCUACGUGGAGUGCAGUGAAGAUUCAUACUUUAUUGACGAGAUGAAAGAACCGGCAAUGCAAAUUUCCUACUUAUCACAUUGCUUCGAGUCUGGAGAAAACAAUACCGAGGAUUUUGACAACAUGGGCGUCAGUAGCGAUGAUACUUCUCUCGCUUUCGUGGAGAUUCAAACAGCUGCGUUUGACAGAUCCGUCACAGCGUGGGGAUCAUGCAAUCCGGCGUAUCACUAUUACCACGCAGCUGUGGAAGCGGCAAACGCGUUCCAUGAGCUUGGAAAGCAGCCAUUGCACGAGAUGACACGAUUGUAUGAUUCUUUCGAGAGAGACAUCACUGUGGACAAUGGCGACGUGGAGGCGAUGGCAGCGAUGGGAGAUCUGUACUAUUGGGGUGCCCACGGAGUGCCGCGAGACCACACGCAGGCAUACAAUUACUUUAAUCGAGCAGCUGAAGCAGGAAAUGUAAACGCGCAAUCAGCUGUAGCAGGUAUGCUUUUGAAAGGAGAAGGAACUGCUCAAGACAAUGUCACGGCGAUCGAAUGGUACGAGAAAGCGUCCGAGAAGAACCAUACGCGCGCACUGAAUGGCUUAGGUUUUGUCCAUUUCCACGGUAGCGGAGGCGUUCUUGAGAACAAGACACUUGCUCUUGAACUCUUCGAACGUGCUGCAUUCAACAAAGAAGACGGCGACAGUAUCUUUAACGCGGGAUAUUGUCACGCCAAGGGGCUUGGAACAAGUGUAAACAUCAGUCGUGCCAUGGAGUUUUACCAUAUGGCAGCCAGAGAAUUUGGACACUUCGACGCCAUCUUUGAAAUGGGAAGGAUAUUACUCACUGGAGAGUCUGGAGUAGUGCCACGUAAUAGUGAACGAGCAGUGGAAUACUUGAAAGCGGCGUCUGAUGGAGGACAGUGGGGGCGUGUGGUGAGAGAGGGUUUUGAUCUGUACAGUGACGGUGAGUAUGCGCGAGCUGUUGUUGCGUACCAUGAAGCACGCGAGCUUGGGUAUUCCGUAGCGUUGAGUAAUCUGGCCUUCCUCUACGACCAGCGUCUUCUGCAACUAGGAGACGAGACAAGUGAGCGUCGAGCUCUGAAGUACUUGCUACUGACGAAUACGGAAAACGGAGACAGAGAAACUCUUGUACGGAUCGGAGACUAUCACUACUAUGGACUUGCUGGGUUGCGUAAGAGUCCAAAGACUGCGCUUCGAUGGUACAGUCGCGCAAGUGCCGAGGGUGUUGCUGUCGGAGCCUUUAAUGUCGGGCAAAUCUAA
This is a messenger RNA of Phytophthora infestans T30-4, 1693 nucleotides long. RefSeq lists its product as uncharacterized. Lineage: Eukaryota; Oomycota; Peronosporomycetes; Peronosporales; Peronosporaceae. The transcript has 4 exons. Bases 332 to 1693 code for a protein of 453 amino acids. Gene Ontology annotation, molecular function: protein binding. The record is from RefSeq and is a predicted model, not a curated record.